This is a messenger RNA of Hansenula ciferrii, 3021 nucleotides long. Its product is annotated as FUSC family protein. Lineage: Eukaryota; Fungi; Ascomycota; Saccharomycetes; Phaffomycetales; Wickerhamomycetaceae. The record is from RefSeq and is a predicted model, not a curated record. Bases 1 to 3021 code for a protein of 1006 amino acids. The transcript has a single exon.
AUGGAACCCACAAGCUCACAAGGAGGAGCUUCGAAUAGAAAUUUGAGACCAGAGGUACCCAAAGAGACAGAUAAAUUACUCAGUGGUGAUAAACAGGUGCGACAAUAUAGGUCGUUCAUGUCAGCGGAUAGUGCUGGUGAUGUUUCAUUUUCAGAUCUACUGAAUGGGUUACCCCAUAGGCUGACAAGACAUGGGUCGGUGAUAUUGGCAGAAACAGGGGAAAGAACUAGAAGGUUUACAUUACCAGAUCAAGAAACUGAUGAUUUUGAUCCUGAUGUCGAAGCCCAACCAUUAAUCGAUAGACCAAGACAUAGAUCAACCGCUUUAGACUUGGUAACGUCAUCGUUUAAUGCUACAAAAUCAUUUUUAAUUGAGAAUAAAUUUGUUAUAAAAUGUUCAAUUGCAUAUAUGCUAGCAUCACUGGCUGUUUAUAAUACAAGAUUCUCUCAAUUUCUUGGUAAGAGUGAUUCAAAACAUGUUGUUGCUACAGUGGCUGUUUAUUUCCAUCCUUCAAGAACAUUUGGUUCUAUGCAUCAAAGUUUAAUAUUUGUUGUCACAUCAAUUAUUUUCAGUUUUUCGGUCUCAUUAAUUACUACAUUCAUUUCAAGUCAAUUUCACCAUAAGGGAUGGGAAGAAGUUGGUUCAAUUAUCAAUUUAUUAUCUGCUUCUGUUUCAUUAGGUAUGGUAUCUUAUAUGAAACAAAAAAUGAAUCACCCAACUUUCAAUACUGCAUGCUCAUUAUCAAUUCUUUCGAUUGUAUCUGCAAUUGUCAAAGAAGGAUCACAAAAUGGUGGUAACUUGCCAUUAAAUAGACUGUUUACAACUUUUAAAAUCAUCUGUUGUGGUUCGUUACUGACAAUUUUAGUAUGUUACAUUAUAAUACCAACUUCAGCUACUGCUAAAUUGAAAAAGGAUUUAAAUGAUAGCUGCUCAUUAAUGUCAUCAUAUUUAUCAAGAAUUGAAUCUGCUUUCAUUAAUCGAAGUGAUGGGAAUUCCAAUGAGAUUAAUACAUUAUCUUCCAAGAUCAAGAAGAAUACAACAACUUUGAAUGGAUCAUUAGAAGAAGCCAAAUAUGAACUUUAUUUAGCUGGUAGAGAACAAGAAUAUCGUCUCUUUAGUAAUUUGGUGAGAUCUGCUCAAUUGUUAAAUAGUCAACUUGGUGGUUUAAAAGGAUCAGCUGAAAUGCAAUGGUCAACAUUAGAAGACGAUAGGUCAGAGUUAAAUUCUUCUGCAAGUUCUGUUAAGACAAUAAGUUCUGAUUCAGAUGGGAAUAAUUUGCAUAUGAGCGAAUCCACAGCUACAUUGGAUGAAAUGGCAGCUAUAAAUCCAACUCAAUUAUUUGAUUUAUUUAUUUACUAUUUAGGACCUUCAAUAAGAUCUUUCUCAUAUACUAUCCGUGGUGUUCUUGAUGGUAUGCCAUUUGAAGAUAAAGAAAAUUAUCCUACAAAAGAAACAUAUCAUUAUAGAAAAAGUUUAGAAUUAGCAAGAGAUUUAUUUACAAAAAAAUAUGAACGUGCUUUAACAAAACUUUAUGAUCAAAAAAUCUUUAAAGUCCACACAACUAUUGAAACAAAGAUUGAUGAAGAGGAAGUUGCAGCUAGUUGUGGUAAUUUUGCAUCCUUACUUUCACAAUAUUCAAAAGAAUUAGAUAAUUUUGUUAGAUUAUUAACAGAAUAUAGUGAAUUAUUAGAAGAUAAUCCAAGAUCGUGGAAUUGGCUUAAAUUUUGGAAACGUCAAGAAGAUCGUACUAAUUCACUAAUGAAGAAAGUUCCAGAUUUAAAUGCAGCUUUACAUAACUUGAACGUAACAAUGCAACAACGUACAGAUAGAACUGAUCAAAGAAAUACAUAUAGUUAUAAAAUUUGGAAAUUUUUCAGUUUUUUCCGUAAAGUUGAAGUUCAAUUUGGUAUCAGAGUUGGUCUUGGUGCUUUUGUCCUAGGGUCAUUAGCUUAUUUACCUAAAACAAAAGUACCAUUUAUGGAAUGGAGAGGUGAAUGGGCAUUAGUUACAUAUUGUAUUAUUAUGAAUAAAUCUUUAGGUGGUACUACAAUGACUGUCAAUUGGAGAAUUUUAGGUACUUUUAUUGGUGCAUUUGGUGCAUACCUGAUAUGGACUUUAUCUGAUGGUAACGUUAUUGCACUAUGCUUAACCGGCUGGAUUUUGUCAUUAUUUUGCUUCCAUAUAAUUUUGAAUUGGAAAGAUAACAAUGCAUAUGGUAGAUUUAUCUUGUUAACAUAUAAUGUCACAGCUUUAUACAGUUUUAAUAUUACCAGACAAGAUGAUUUAGAAGAUGGUGAUACUGAUCCAGUUAUUCGUGAUAUUGCUAUUCAUAGAUUUUUCGGUAUCAUUGCAGGUGUUAUUUGGGCGUUGAUUAUGACUGUUAGUUUCCUACCAAUAACUGCUAGAACUAGAUUGAAAAGAGGAUUAUCUUUAUUAUGGUUGAGAUUAGGGGUUAUAUGGAAUAUGGAUCCAUUAGGUGCUCAAGAUGAUGUUUUAGUUGGACUAGCAGAUCAAGGUGGGAUUAAUCAAGUGAUGAGAGAAUUAGAACUAUUGUUGAAACAAGCACCAAAAGAAACAAGAUUAAAAGGUACGUUCAGAUUAGAUGUUUAUAAAAAAUUAAUGAAAUCAACUGAACGAAUUAUUGAUUCUUUUCAAAAUAUGAAUACUAUGAUUCAAGUUGAAACAAAAUUAUCUGAAGAUGAAUUAAUUGUCUUGAGUUAUACACAACAAGAAAGAGAAGAAUUACAAAAUAGAAUUUUCUUAAUUUUUUAUAUGAUUUCUUCUUCAAUUACUUUAGGUUUCCCAUUACCUGCUAAACCAGCUUCAACUGAACAUGCAAAAGAUAGAAUCAUGGUUAAGUUAGGAGAAAUAAGAAAUAAAAGAUUAUUAUCAAAUGAAGAUUAUGUUCUGUUAUAUUCAUAUGUUUUGAAUAGUAACGUUAUAACAAGGGAAUUGGAUAAACUUAUCCACUUAUUAGGAGAUUUAUACGGGUUGGUUGAUAAGGAAACUUUUGAAAUAUGA